Sander lucioperca (pikeperch) is the source of this 1789-nucleotide messenger RNA. It is a transcript of the gene cdc20, whose product is annotated as cell division cycle 20 homolog. Gene Ontology annotation, cellular component: anaphase-promoting complex. The transcript is spliced from 11 exons. NCBI's taxonomy places the organism in Eukaryota, Metazoa, Chordata, Actinopteri, Perciformes, Percidae. The record is from RefSeq and is a predicted model, not a curated record. Gene Ontology annotation, molecular function: protein binding; anaphase-promoting complex binding; ubiquitin ligase activator activity. The coding region runs from base 235 to 1731 and encodes 498 amino acids. Gene Ontology annotation, biological process: positive regulation of ubiquitin protein ligase activity; positive regulation of anaphase-promoting complex-dependent catabolic process; anaphase-promoting complex-dependent catabolic process.
ACAUUACCAUAGUUAUAACGGCAGCUCCUUGAACGAACCAAUCACAGGAGCUCUUUCUGGCAUUUAAACCGUGUGGCGUCAUCGUCACGAAAUUCAAAAUUUAGAAAGAGAAGAGAGAGAACGGUCAGUGUUGCUCCAGUGUAUUCCACGUUUUCUUGAAGAAGUGAGAUCGUUCUGUUUAUUUUGAGGUUUCAGAAGGGCCACAUUUGACGGUCGUAUUAAAACCUGGAUAAAAUGGCACAGUUUGGGUUUGAGAACGACAUCCAUAGCAUCUUGAAGCUGGAUAUGCCCAUCACAAACGCUCCCAUGGCAAGGUGGCAGAGGAAGGCCAGCUCAUCAAACACAUCCGCCUUGAACGGGUUGUCGCCUGGCAAAUCUGCCAAUGUGUCGCUCAGUUCAUCAAAAACACCGAGCAAAACACCAGGCAAAAAUAAAAAGCAGACACCCUCUAAGAUGGGGGGCGACCGCUUCAUUCCCACCAGAAACAGCAAACAAAUGGAUGUGGCAAGUUUUCUGCUCUCAAAAGAGAAUGAGCCUGUGGACACCAACAAUACAACAGGAACAUCAGAAAGCCAGAAAGCCUGGUCUAUGUCACUAAAUGGAUACAACAUUGAAGAUGCAAAGAUCCUUCACCUUGGAGGGAAACCACUGAAUGCUCCAGAAGGCUAUCAAAACAACUUGAAGGUCCUCUACAGUCAGGGUGCAACCCCUGCCUCUGUCAAAAAGACAAGAUACAUAUCUUCAACUCCUGACAAAAUCCUGGAUGCUCCUGAUCUUCGAAAUGAUUUCUAUUUGAAUCUGAUUGACUGGAGCAGUCGAAAUGUUCUCGCUGUGGCACUUCAUAACAGUGUUUACCUGUUGGAUGCCUCUCAAGGAGAUAUCACUCUCCUCAUGAAGUUGGAAAGUGAGGACAUCUACAUCUGCUCACUAUCCUGGACCAAAGAGGGAACCUACCUAGCUAUCGGCACCAGUGACUGCAAAAUUCAGUUGUGGGAUGUUUACAACCAGAAGCGUCUACGCAGCUUGGUCAGCCAUACGUCUAGAGUUGCUUCCCUGAGCUGGAAUGACCAUGUUCUCACCAGUGGCUCGAGAUCAGGACACAUCCACCAUCAUGAUGUGAGGGUGGCAGACCACCACAUCUUCACUCUUACUGGUCACUCACAGGAGGUGUGUGGGCUAAAGUGGUCACCUGAUGGGCGAUACCUGGCCAGUGGAGGCAACGAUAACUUGGUUUAUGUAUGGCCACGUAUGCAGGAGGGCACCACCAGCAACUCGGUCCAAUGCUGGAGUGAUCAUCAAGGAGCUGUGAAGGCUUUGGCCUGGUGUCCGUGGCAGCCAAAUAUCCUCGCAUCUGGAGGUGGUACCAGUGACCGUCACAUCCGUAUCUGGAAUGUUAACAGUGGCUCCUGCAUCAGUUCACUUGAUACUCAGUCCCAGAUCUCAUCACUGUUGUUUUCACCCAACUACAAAGAGCUUGUCUCUGCCCACGGAUAUGCCCACAACAAUGUUGUUAUCUGGAAGUACCCUGCUCUCACCAGGGUUGCAGAGCUCAAAGGCCACGAGGACAGAGUUCUCAGUUUGAUUCUGAGUCCAGACUGCUCGACUGUUGCGACUGUUGCUGGAGAUGAGACUAUCCGUAUGUGGAAGAGCUUUGAAGUGGAUCCUGUUAAGAAGGCCAAGGAGAGGCUGGUCAAAUCAACUAGCAGUGUAAUUCAUCAGUCAAUCAGAUAGUUUGAUUCGUCUUGGUGUUUGUGGUGUGUGUGUGUGGGGUUUUUUUUUUUUUUUUUUU